UGCGUGCGCGGGGCGGUGUCCGGAGAGACCACGCCUCUUCCGGCCCGCAGCAGUUCUACCGCGUGAAGCUGUAGCUGUUUUUAACUCCGGGGAUUGUCGGCUGGCGAGGCGAGAUGGCAGCGGAGGUGUUUCCGAGUGCGAGGUGGCAGUAUUGUGGGGAGCCCGACGACAGCCAAAGCGCUCUGCUGGUCCAGUUCUCCAAUGGGAGGCUACAGAAUCCAGGCAACAUGCGCUUUACCUUGUACAAGAACAACGACUCCACAAACCCGAGGAAGAGGAGUCAGCGGAUCCUGGCAGCUGAAACAGACAGACUUUCCUACGUGGGAAACAAUUUUGGGACUGGAGCCCUCAAAUGCAAUACUCUGUGCAGGCACUUUGUGGGAAUUUUGAACAAGACCUCUGGCCAGAUGGAAGUAUAUGAUGCUGAACUGUUCAACAUGCAGCCACUGUUUUCAGAUGAAUCAGUUGAGAGUGAAUCAACACCGGAGAGUCAAGCCAAAUCUUUCAGAGAAAAGAUGGAUUCUUGCAUUGAAGCCUUCGGUACCACCAAACAGAAGCGAGCUCUGAACUCCAGGAGAAUGAACAAAGUUGGCAGUGAAUCUUUGAAUCGUGCAGUGGCUAAAGCUGCAGAGAAUAUAAUUGAUACAAAGGGUGUGACUGCCCUGGUCAGUGACGCCAUCCACGAUGACUUGCAGGAUGACUCUGUCUGUCUCCCUCCCUGCCACGCCGAUGCAGCCAAGCCUGAAGAUGUGUAUAAGUUUGAAGACCUUCUUUCCCCUGUGGAGUAUGAUGCUCUUCAGAGCCCAUCUGAAGCAUUCAGGAAUGUCACCUCAGAAGAAAUACUGAAGAUGAUUGAAGAGAACAGUCACUGCUCCUUUGUCAUAGAAGCCUUGAAGUCUUUGCCAUCAAAUGAGGAGAGCCGAGACCGCCAGGCACGGUGCAUAUGGUACCUGGACGCCCUCAUCAGAUUUCGAGCACAGAAAGUGAUUAAGCGGAAAAGUGCCCUGGGACCCGGAGUCCCCCACAUCAUCAACACCAAACUACUAAAGCAGUUCACCUGCCUGACCUACAACAACGGCAGUUUGCGGAACUUAAUUUCAGACUCUAUGAAGGCAAAGAUCACCGCCUAUGUGAUCAUACUGGCCUUGCACAUAAAUGGCUUCCAGAUUGACCUGACAAUGUUACAGAGGGACUUGAAGCUCAGUGAGAAAAGGAUGAUGGAGAUAGCGAAAGCCAUGAGGCUGAAGAUCUCCAAAAGAAAGGUUUCUCUGGCAGCGGGUGGGGAGGAGGAGCACAGACUGGGUACUCUGUCCAUCCCGCUGCCUCCAGCCCUGUCCUUGGACCGUCAGUCAAAGCGAAGGAAAAUGACCUAGAGGUGUGCGUUCCCAGACACAACAUUUUGGCCACUCCUUCUGUUCAUUUGCAUUUUUAUUUUUAAAGAAAGAGGGUUAAAGAAGAAGCCUUGCUUUGGCAUGAGCAUGAAGCCAGAUGCCAGCACCUCAGUUGUGCUGGUCUGAAGCAGAAACAUAAAGCAAGGCCCUGUUGGACUCUC
Molecule: messenger RNA, 1552 nt
Organism: Bubalus bubalis (water buffalo)
Lineage: Eukaryota; Metazoa; Chordata; Mammalia; Artiodactyla; Bovidae
Gene: POLR1E
Product: RNA polymerase I subunit E
Exons: 12
Coding region: 114-1373 (419 amino acids)
Biological process (GO): RNA polymerase I preinitiation complex assembly; nucleolar large rRNA transcription by RNA polymerase I; transcription elongation by RNA polymerase I
Cellular component (GO): RNA polymerase I complex
Molecular function (GO): DNA binding
Source: RefSeq, a predicted model, not a curated record